GGGCGGGACGGGGCGGGUGCCACCGCCCACGGCAGGCGGCGCGGCGUGGGGCCGUGGCGGUGGCCGCCCCUCCCGUCCCCAUUCCCUCGCCCGUGCCCGUGCCGAGCGCUCGCGGUCCGGCGCGCAGCGCGACGCGCCUCCGGAUGAAUGAAGAAAAUACUUACUAUGAAGAAUAAAAGUACUUGAUUCUGGGAAAACUCUUAAAGCACUUCUAUCUUCAAAGCUGGAGAAAAGUAUGAAGGAACAAUCCAUCUGAGUCCCUCAGCAUCUCACACAGAACACAAAAUGGCUCUUCAGAAAAAAACUGUUGCUAGUGUCUUGGAAGAGUGGUGUUUGGAGGAAUCACUCUUCGGUUGCAGACGGCACCAGAAUGUUAGGAAAAAAAUGAGACUGAUACGAAUUAUAGGGCUUGUUGUCAGUGUAGUGGCCAUUAGUACUUUCUCUCUUUCAAUUAGUGCCUUUUUCAAGAUGGAACCACAUAGCGUGGCAUUGGUCAGCAGCCUAGGUAGCCAAAAGCUGGUACAUGGGCACCAAAGAACUCUGUUGGAUUUCACGGAACAGAAUGAAGAUGGCACUCCAGACCCACAUACUAUGAAAUACGAAGCUGAGCACAAAAAUGCAACAGAUGAUCAUGUCAAGGGAGAGUACCCAGAGGACCUUUUCUCUCUUGAGGAAAGAAGAAAGGGAGCCGUGAUCCUCCAUAUAAUUGGAAUGAUUUACAUGUUUAUAGCCUUAGCCAUAGUCUGCGAUGAGUUCUUUGUUCCUUCCUUGACUGUCAUCACUGAAAAACUGGCCAUAUCUGAUGAUGUGGCAGGGGCAACCUUCAUGGCUGCUGGUGGGUCAGCCCCAGAACUCUUCACAUCUUUAAUAGGAGUGUUUAUAUCCCACAGCAAUGUUGGCAUUGGUACAAUAGUGGGAUCUGCCGUGUUCAAUAUCCUGUUUGUUAUUGGAAUGUGUGCUUUAUUUUCUAGAGAGAUUUUGAACCUUACUUGGUGGCCACUUUUUCGAGAUGUGUCCUUUUACAUUGUUGAUUUGAUCUUGCUAAUCAUCUUUUUUCUGGAUAACUUCAUCAUGUGGUGGGAAAGCUUAGUACUCCUGACAGCGUAUUUUUGCUAUGUGACUUUCAUGAAGUUCAAUGUUCAAGUAGAAGAAUGGGUGAAGAAAUUUUUGAACAGAAACAAGGUUGAGAAGGUAACAACAGCAGACGCUGAAGGAAAGUCAUCUAAUGCUGGCGACAAGGAUGACCAAACACUGACGACCAAACCACGGCUUCAGCGGGGAGGAAGCUCUGCAUCUCUCCACAACAGUUUAAUGAGGAACAGCAUCUUCCAGCUCAUGAUUCACACACUUGACCCACUUGCUGAAGAGCUUGGAUCAUAUGGAAACCUAAAAUAUUAUGACACAAUGACUGAAGAAGGAAAGUUCAAGGAAAGGGCCUCAAUUCUGCAUAAGAUUGCCAAAAAGAAGUGCCAGGUGGAAGACAGUGAAAGGCAGAAUGGAGCUGCUAAUCAUGAAAAAAGUGCAAAAGUGGAAGUUGCAGUAACACCACCAAGUGAUUCAGGACCGGUACAGAAUGGAAUCGCCCAUAACGUUGAAGAAGAGAACGAAGAGGAUGAGGACCAGCCUCUCAGCCUGGCCUGGCCUGACACCCCACGCAAGCAGCUCACCUACCUUCUUGUGUUACCCAUUGUUUUUCCACUGUGGGCUUCCCUCCCGGAUGUCAGAAAACCUAGCUCAAGAAAAUUUUUUCCUAUCACAUUUUUUGGCUCAAUCAGCUGGAUUGCAUUUUUUUCUUACUUAAUGGUCUGGUGGGCACAUCAGGUUGGAGAGACCAUUGGUAUUAGUGAAGAAAUCAUGGGAUUGACUAUUCUAGCUGCUGGCACAUCCAUUCCUGACCUUAUUACCAGUGUUAUUGUAGCACGCAAAGGGCUGGGGGACAUGGCUGUAUCCAGUUCUGUUGGAAGCAACAUAUUUGACAUCACAGUGGGCCUUCCUCUUCCGUGGCUCCUGUAUGCAGUGAUUAACAGCUUUAUCCCAGUGCCAGUCAGCAGCAAUGGUCUGUUCUGUGCAAUUGUCCUCCUCUUCAUCAUGCUGCUGUUCGUCAUCCUCUCCAUUGCUUUCUGCAAGUGGAGAAUGAAUAAAAUUCUGGGCUUUCUCAUGUUUGGACUUUAUUUUGUGUUCCUGAUUGUCAGUGUCCUCCUAGAGGACAAAGUGAUCCAGUGUCCUGUCUCCAUCUAGAGAAAAGUGCUGUUUCUUGAGAGAAAAAAAAAAAAUCCCCAAUAUAUUUAUUCAAAAAUAAACUUAUCUCAAAAUGAAA
Molecule: messenger RNA, 2317 nt
Organism: Falco peregrinus (peregrine falcon)
Lineage: Eukaryota; Metazoa; Chordata; Aves; Falconiformes; Falconidae
Gene: SLC24A2
Product: solute carrier family 24 member 2
Exons: 11
Coding region: 286-2238 (650 amino acids)
Biological process (GO): long-term synaptic potentiation; intracellular calcium ion homeostasis; calcium ion transmembrane transport
Cellular component (GO): membrane
Molecular function (GO): calcium, potassium:sodium antiporter activity; calcium channel activity
Source: RefSeq, a predicted model, not a curated record